Fusarium odoratissimum NRRL 54006 is the source of this 2139-nucleotide messenger RNA. RefSeq lists its product as uncharacterized. The record is from RefSeq and is a predicted model, not a curated record. NCBI's taxonomy places the organism in Eukaryota, Fungi, Ascomycota, Sordariomycetes, Hypocreales, Nectriaceae. Bases 223 to 1887 code for a protein of 554 amino acids. Gene Ontology annotation, molecular function: monooxygenase activity; iron ion binding; oxidoreductase activity, acting on paired donors, with incorporation or reduction of molecular oxygen. The transcript is spliced from 7 exons.
AGCGUAUUCGCUGGUUGGUAAUUCGCCAAGGCGCUCACUGCAACCCAUUUUUUGACAACAACCUGUAAACAAUAUCGGUCCCCAAAAGUUCCUGCAACCUAUUUCGUCAUUAGAGCCUGGUCCCGUGAGCGGACGUUGGAUACAAGAAGCUGGCAGUGUCUCAGAAAUGGGAGUUGUUUCCUGCUGUCGCACCCUGCUUUGCGCAAUACGUUUGCCGCCAGUAUGCUGUUGACUGAAGCUCAUCUUGAGACUCCGCAGGCCUUUGGCGCCGCGUUCCUCCUUGGAGUGCUCGUGCAUGUCUUUGUUCUACGUAAAGGAGAAUGGGACCUCUGGACCGUCAAGCUCAUAAAGGCAUGGGCAACGUAUGAGGUCACUGUCUCAUUGUUUCUCACCCAACUCUACUCAUUCUCAGUCUGGCAAGCUCUAUCAGUCACCAAUAAAUGGUUUGCAUCAUUUGCUACGGGGCUCUCAAUCAGUAUCCUGGUGUACCGAGCAUUCUUUCACCGACUGAACCGCUUCCCCGGUCCUUUUCUCGCACGCCUCUCAGCUUUCUAUCCUACUUAUCUUGCGGUUGAUGAAGAGCAUAUGUAUCUCGAAGUCCAGAAACUUCAUGAGAAGUACGGAGAUAUUGUGAGAAUUGGGCCCACUGAGAUCUCAAUCGCAACACCAAGUUCGUUCCGUGUCAUUCACGCUACCGCGUCACCAGUGACUAAAGCGCCUUUCUAUGGUAUUUCUCAUCCGUGGACAAAUCUCCUCGCCGAGCGACGCAAAAGACAACAUGCGAACCGUCGCAAAGCCUGGGACCGGGCGUUCACCACAAAAGCACUUAAAGACUACGAACACCGAGUCCUCAAGUACACUAAACUUCUCACCGAUCGCAUCGACGAUAUGAAAGGCAAACCUUUCAACGUAUCUUUAUGGGUCAACUUCUACACUUUCGACAUCAUGGGUGAUCUAGCCUUUGGAAAGAGUUUCAAUAUGCUUGAAAAUGGCGUAGAACACAAGUUCUUUACAGAAUCCCACAAGUCACAAGGUCUUUUGGGCGCGUUUCGACGACUCAUUUGGUUCUUCCCUCUUGUUACCGCGAUCCCAAUCGUAAAUAGUUCCUAUCUAUCCUUCCAGGCUUUCAUCAGGGACCAAGUUGAGACCCGACGAAAGGAUAAACCGGAGGAACCAGAUGUGUUCACCUGCAUUCUGGAGGAUUACGAUGCGAUUGAGAAACCAACAGAGCAAGAUUACAAUAACCUUUGCGGCGACGCUCAUCUGAUUGUCAUCGCGGGCAGUGACACCACUUCCUCGUCCACGACUUGUCUCCUGCACAAUCUUGCGUUACACCCUGAUGUGCUAGCUAAACUCCAAGCCGAGAUUGACGAUUACAAGAUUACGCAUGAGGAAUCUGACCUAAUCUCGCUAGGCAAGCUACAGUAUCUACAAGCUUGUAUCGACGAGUCUCUUCGUCUCUAUCCGGUUGUCCCGUCAGGCCUUCCAAGGAUGACACCACCGGAAGGAAUGGAAAUUGAUGGUGUUUACAUACCUGGGGAUACCAUUUUACAUAACCCUUCUUACACUAUGUAUAGAGAUGAGCGCUGCUUCGAGAAGCCGAAUGAGUUUAUUCCAGAGCGAUGGACUACUAAGCCCGAGCUGAUCAAGGAUGCUUCUGUCUAUGCACCAUUUUCAACUGGCCGUGGCGUUUGUGCUGGAAAGCAACUUGGCCUUAUGGAGAUGCGUUACGUUCUCAUGGAUAUUCUGUCACGAUAUGAUAUUGGUUUUGCACCAGGUACUAGUCCACAGGCUUUCAUCGAUGGUUUGAGGGAUUGUUAUACUUUGGAACUGCCGAGGUUGGAUAUGGUAUUCACUCCAAGGGCCAGUGAAAACGGCAAAGCAUAGAUUAUUUGUUAGUUGACGAUUUUGCAAGAGAUUGAGGAGGAGAGGGUGUUUGAAGGGUAGAUUGUCAACUCCAGACAACGUACUACUCGUGUAGGACCCGAUGCAGUACCUGACUAAUCAGAAACUCAUAUCAUUAAUCAUCUUUAUUCUUCUUCACAGACGACUCAUUACACAGCGCUGCACGCUUCCUCCAGCGACUAAUGUCAAAAUCAGGGUAAGGAUAAGCUGUAAUGUUGAUCAGCUGUUCCAAAG